Cokeromyces recurvatus is the source of this 699-nucleotide messenger RNA. Its product is annotated as tyrosine phosphatase-like protein. The transcript has 3 exons. Lineage: Eukaryota; Fungi; Mucoromycota; Mucoromycetes; Mucorales; Mucoraceae. Gene Ontology annotation, molecular function: 3-hydroxyacyl-CoA dehydratase activity. The record is from RefSeq and is a predicted model, not a curated record. The coding region runs from base 1 to 699 and encodes 232 amino acids. Gene Ontology annotation, biological process: fatty acid elongation; sphingolipid biosynthetic process; very long-chain fatty acid biosynthetic process. Gene Ontology annotation, cellular component: endoplasmic reticulum membrane.
AUGGCUAAAGCUACUAGUGCUCAAGCUUCAAAAAGAGGGCCUACUGGACUUUUGAAACUUUAUUUGAUUACUUAUAACUUUGCUUCUCUUGCUGGAUGGGCGUAUGUUCUAUUUUUAGCUCUGGCACAAAUUGCUCGUGAAAGCAGUUAUCAAAAUGUAUUUGAAGCAACAUGGCCUGUAUUGAUUGUUGUUCAAACAACAGCUUUGUUUGAAGUAAAGUAUAUGCAAUUAUAUAUAAUGAGCGAAGAUAUUGUUCAUGCUUUAUUAGGAUGGGUGAGAACACCUCUGAUGACAACUAUUAUGCAAGUAUUCUCACGUAUUUUCUUGGUUUGGGCCGUAAAUUAUCCAUUCCCUGAAAUUCAUUCUCAUUGGUCAUACACUACAAUGGUCAUCUCUUGGAGUAUUGCUGAAUGUGUAAGAUAUUCUUAUUAUGCAACAAAUUUAGCCUCUUCUGUACCUGCUAUUAUUACUUGGGCUCGUUACACAUUCUUUUUAGUCCUAUACCCAACUGGUAUCUCUUCUGAAUUGAUCAUGAUUUAUCAGUCGUUACCUUAUGUUAAGGCUGCUUGGGGAGAUUUGUAUUAUUACAUCUAUAUUGCUGUCAUCAUAUUAUAUGCUCCUGGUUCACCUGUUAUGUAUAAUCACAUGAGAAUACAACGUAAAAAGUACCUUAAAGGAACCGACAAAAAGAUAAAUUAA